Molecule: messenger RNA, 357 nt
Organism: Ambispora gerdemannii
Lineage: Eukaryota; Fungi; Glomeromycota; Glomeromycetes; Archaeosporales; Ambisporaceae
Source: the annotation of a GenBank genome assembly
GAGCUUAAUUUUCUUGUUGCAAGUAAUAAAAACUUGGAAUCAUUAUAUCUUAAUGACACAGAAUGGAAUGAUAUCGAUUCAAUAAUUGAAUUAUUGGAACCAAUGUUUAAAGCAACAAAAAUAUUAUCAUCAUCCACUUAUCCAACCAUUAGUGAUAUUCGUUUAACAUUCAAAGGACUCUUACAACAUAUCGAAAAUUAUAUGAAUAAUCAUACAGAAAAAGAAUGCAUGAUGGCUGAAUCUAUUCGCAAAAAACUUGCUGAUUAUUGGAAUCUUUUUGAUGAUCCUACAACAAUUUCUACUAUACUGGAUUCACGCUCAAAAUUACUUUUACAACUGAAGAAGAAAGCAACAUAG